AUGGAGUCUGCAAAUCUCCAUCACCAACAUCCGCUUCAAGACCAGCUUGUUGGGUCUUCUUCUUUAGCUACUACUGCCCCGUCUAGCUAUGCAGAGGCCGGAAGCACCCAUGCUUGGACCCAAACCGUCACUUUGAAUCCUGGCAACUUAAGUCCAAACUAUAAUGGAGUUAUCUUCAAUUCAAGAGAGAAAAAUGAGAGUCCAAUCUCUUCUCUCAACAGCACCAUGAUUCAGGACCUAGGCUUUCAUUACUGGAAUAACAAUGCUGGCAACUUCAGUAGCCAUUCAGCCUAUGAUUACCUACAACUUUCAAAAAUCAAAGAAGAGCUCUCAUCAUCAGAUUCCUUUCCCAAAUUCACUGAGAUGUUAAAUAGCCCUUCAAGCACCAUAGAAGAUCCACAUCUAUCCUCCUCAAGUUACAUUAAAGACGAGCAUAAGGAUCUCAGUCUUAGUGAAAAGCUCCUUCUCAAGACUAUUUCAUCCGGUUUUCCAAUCAAUGCCCAUGAUCAGUUUUCACCCGGAGAGAUUUCCUCUACUCAUCACAACUGUUCCAGCUUUGGAAGUGUUAUGCCCAGCAGAGGGAACUUUAGUCAGAUAUAUCCUAGUGUAAAUAUUUCAAACUUGAAUCAGCCAUCUUCACCCUUGAUGUCAGGUUCCUUUGACAUGAACUUGCAGGCCUUGGAUCUCUUAACCCCCACUAGAUUUAGUGGAAGUUUUGCCCAACCUUCUCUUGAUCCUCUUGACAUGUUCAAAGACAGUCUUUCUUUUGGUCUCGAUCGUAUGCAGCAAUCAAAUCAGAGGCCAUCAUGUAGCCCUAGUAAAAUAUCCUCCUCCACCAGUGAAAUAACAGAGGCUAAAAGGCCCAACAACAGCUUGAUGGAACCAAAGGCAACACAAGCUGCACCAAAGAAAUCGCGAUUGGACUCACGCGCUUCCUGCCCUCCUUUUAAGGUUAGAAAAGAGAAAUUAGGAGAUAGAAUUGCAACUUUGCAGCAGUUAGUUGCACCCUUUGGAAAGACAGACACAGCAUCUGUGCUAAUGGAGGCUAUUGGAUACAUCAAAUUCCUUCAAAACCAGGUCGAGACGUUGAGUGUUCCAUAUAUGAAGUCAUCCCGCAACAAGACCAGUAGAAGCAUUCAAACGGCUUCGAUUUCGGGGCAUGAAGAACCAAAGAGAGACCUAAGAAGCCGAGGGCUCUGCCUGGUGCCCCUUUCUUGCAUGUCUUACGUAACGAGUGAUGGUGGGGGUGGAGGCAUCUGGCCACCACCUAAUUUUGGUGGAGGGACAUAA
This is a messenger RNA of Dovyalis caffra, 1290 nucleotides long. The record is from the annotation of a GenBank genome assembly. Lineage: Eukaryota; Viridiplantae; Streptophyta; Magnoliopsida; Malpighiales; Salicaceae.